This is a messenger RNA of Leptomonas pyrrhocoris, 738 nucleotides long. RefSeq names its product amastin-like surface protein-like protein. The transcript has a single exon. Lineage: Eukaryota; Euglenozoa; Kinetoplastea; Trypanosomatida; Trypanosomatidae. The record is from RefSeq and is a predicted model, not a curated record. The coding region runs from base 202 to 738 and encodes 178 amino acids.
AGAUUUAGAUUUCACUCUUUCCUGCUUCUGCACGACGUAAGCGCCAAAGACUCCCCCGCACGUCGCUUCUCCAUUCCACCGUAGCUCCUUCUUUUCUUCUGUUCUCUUCACCAAACAAAGUUCUCCUUCUUCCAUUUUGCUUCGUUCAUUUCUCCUUUUCACACACACGCAACAGACCGAGCAAAGGGCAAAGGGCAAAAAAUGGGUCUUCUUCCACCGUUCGUUGGCGCUGUGAUCUUCUGCGCCCUGCAGUUCACCGUCUUCCUCUUUGUCCUGGUGAGCACCCCCAUUGACCAGCUCAAGUUCAAGGGAUCGGACGCGUGCUGGACCUUCUUUGGGGCCAAGAUCAAAUGCAGCAAUGCGAAGCGCAGCGCGACGGGCAUCGAAGCCUUUGGCUGCGCACACCGCCGCAACAACAUGAACGGCGGGGCGGCCUUCGCGAUCUUCUCCAUCUGUACCACACUGGCCGCUCUCGUCUUCGGCAUCCUUAUGCUUCUGCGCAUCCCCUGCGCCGUCCUCAUCCCUCUCAUCCUCACGUGUCUGUCGGUGUUGACGAUUCUCAUCAGCUGGGCCUGCGUCGCGGGUGUGUACUCGGAGCGGAUGUGCUCGACGUCCACCAGCAACGGAGUGAAGGCGUCCGCCUUUAUGGACUACGGGGCCGGGUUUGGUUUGAUGGUGACGGCGUGGUGCCUACAGAUUAUCAACGUCGUUGUUCUCGUCCUCGUCUCCUUCUUCUAA